AGGGUUCUGGUAAGUUGGUAAGCUGGCAGCGUUGAACGUGAAACUCUUUUGGCAGCGAAAAGACCCUGAUACUUUUGUACCUUUUCUUUCUUUUAUCUAGUAUUAAUUAAGAUUACUCCUUUACAGUUAUGACUAGGGAUAUUAAAAACCAUCUUCUCUUUGAAGUGGCCACCGAGGUGGCCAACAAGGUGGGAGGGAUAUACUCUGUUCUUAAAUCGAAGGCGCCAAUAACUGUUGCUGAAUACCGGGAGCGGUAUACCUUGCUUGGUCCUUUGAAUUAUAAUUCUGCUCAAAUCGAGGUUGAAGAAUUACCGGUGAAAGACACAUACAUUAAGCAAACCUUGGAGUCGAUGAGUAACCGCGGGGUUCGUUGGUUGUACGGAAGAUGGUUAAUCGAGGGUGCUCCUCGAGUAUUGUUGUUUGAUAUUCAUUCUGCCGCUCAUAAUUUGAAUGAAUGGAAGGCUGAUUUGUGGAACAUUGCCGGGAUUCCUACUCCUGAUCAUGAUCAGGAGACCAACGAUGCCAUUUUGUUGGGGUAUUUGGUUGCCUGGUUUUUGGGUGAAUUGGUUUAUCAUGAUCGAGAACGGGCGGUUAUUACUCAAUGCCAUGAAUGGUUGGCUGGGGUGGCUUUACCCUUAUGUCGUAAAAGAAGAAUUGAUGUAACCACCAUUUUCACCACUCACGCCACUUUAUUGGGUCGUUAUUUAUGUGCUGGUUCCACGGAUUUUUAUAAUAAUUUGGCAAAUUUUGAUGUUGAUGCUGAAGCUGGUAAAAGAGGUAUUUAUCAUCGUUAUUGUAUAGAACGUUCUGCCACUCAUUCGGCCGAUGUGUUCACUACGGUUUCUCAUAUCACCGCUUACGAAGCUGAGCAUUUAUUGAAGCGUAAGCCCGACGGGGUUUUGCCAAAUGGUUUGAAUGUGGUUAAAUUUCAAGCAGUUCACGAAUUUCAAAACUUACAUGCUACUAAGAAGGAAAAAAUUAAUGAAUUCGUUAAAGGUCAUUUCUACGGGAACUAUGAUUUUGAUUUAGAAAAUACCUUGUAUUUCUUCAUUGCUGGUCGUUAUGAAUUCAGAAACAAAGGUUGUGAUUUUUUCAUCGAGUCUUUAGCUAGAUUGAAUCAUCGUUUGAAGGAAGCCGGUUCGAAAAUGACUGUGGUUGCCUUUAUUAUUAUGCCCGGUAAAAUUAAUUCUUACACGGUUGAAACUUUAAAAGGUCAAGCUGUUAUCAAACAAUUAGAAAAUACCAUUGAAGAAGUUCAAAAAAAAGUCAGUCAACGUUUAUUUGAACAUUGUGCUAGAUUUCCGAAUGAUCACACUCAUACCAAUAAUGGUAAUGAAGUUCCUUCUAUUGAUGAAUUGAUUAAACCGGCAGACCGUGUUUUAUUGAAAAGAAGAAUUUUUGCCUUGAAAAGAGACGGUUUACCUCCAAUUGUAACUCAUAAUAUGACUGAUGAUGCUACUGAUCCAGUCUUAAAUCAAAUUAGAAGAGUUCAAUUAUUCAAUAAACCCGAAGAUCGGGUUAAAAUCAUUUUCCAUCCAGAAUUCUUAAACGCUAAUAAUCCAAUUUUAUCUCUUGAUUAUGAUGAAUUCGUAAGAGGUUGUCAUUUAGGGGUUUUCCCCUCUUAUUAUGAACCUUGGGGCUACACUCCUGCUGAAUGUACCGUGAUGGGGGUUCCUUCAAUCACAACUAAUUUAUCUGGAUUUGGUUGUUAUAUGGAAGAUUUAAUUGAAAAUACUAGUGAUUAUGGUAUUUAUAUCGUUGAUCGUCGUAUGAAAUCAGUAGAUGAUUCCAUUAAUCAAUUAGCCGAUUACAUGUUUGAUUUUACAGAAAAAACUAGAAGACAAAGAAUUAAUCAACGUAAUCGUACCGAAAGAUUGUCAGAUUUAUUGGAUUGGAAACGUAUGGGUCUCGAAUACAUUAAAGCUCGUCAAUUGUCUUUGAAAAGAGCUUAUCCUGAUAAAUUCAAAAAUGGUGCUAAUCCUUUCAACAAUACUUCCAGCUUAAAAUUAACUAGACCUUUAUCGGUUCCGGGAUCUCCUCGUAGUAAAGUUGGAUUGAUGACUCCUGGUGAUUUGGGCUCUCUUCAAGAAGCUCAACAAUCCUUAAACACCGAUGACUAUAUCGGCUUCAGCUUGGGUGAGGAUGACGAUGAAAAUGAUGAGCAUUAUCCUUUGACCUUGAGAGGUUCCUCUGCUCCUCCUCCGGAUCCAGAAGAAAUCGAAAAUGAUUCCUGAUUGACUGGUUACUCGGAUUUACUUGAAUCGUUGAUAUUAUUUUAUUUUCCCGCUUUUGUUUUUGUUUCUGCAUAGUUACAGUACAGCAUUAUCUGCAUUAUCUGUUUCUUAUCAUACUUAAUUCAUUCUAAUCUUGUCAUGUUAUCAUAUGUAAUAUAUAUCAUACUGUC
Hyphopichia burtonii NRRL Y-1933 is the source of this 2404-nucleotide messenger RNA. It is a transcript of the gene GSY1, whose product is annotated as glycogen (starch) synthase. Gene Ontology annotation, cellular component: cytoplasm. The transcript has a single exon. Gene Ontology annotation, biological process: glycogen biosynthetic process. Bases 129 to 2234 code for a protein of 701 amino acids. Gene Ontology annotation, molecular function: alpha-1,4-glucan glucosyltransferase (UDP-glucose donor) activity. The record is from RefSeq and is a predicted model, not a curated record. Lineage: Eukaryota; Fungi; Ascomycota; Pichiomycetes; Serinales; Debaryomycetaceae.